AUGGCAGGAUCAUGUUUGGAGCCUCCUACCACAGGCCUUUCAGAGAAAGACCAUGCAAAGGCCAAACUUGCUGGUGACCAACGGCCCUUUAUCGGUCUCUACGGCGUCUCGGGUUGUGGGAAGACGACGUUGUUGUACCAGUUGAAAGAGAAUCUGGGGGAGCAUGCAUUCGCCUUUCACGAUGGGUCAAAGGCCAUCAAAGACGUUUUUAGUGACAACUUUGAGACUUUCGAUGCCCAGACUGAGAAAAACAAAGUCUUCUUCCGUGAGAAAGCCAUCGGUAAAGUGGAAGGGAAGUGCACACCCACAAAUCAAAUUGCCGUUGUUGCUGGGCACUACGCCCUUUGGUCUAAGAAAGAAGAGGCCCCAGUUCCAAUUUACACCAACAAAGACCUCGCUACAUACACGCAUAUCCUCUACCUCGAUGUUCCUGCAAAUGAAGUUGCGGAGCGUCGCCGAAAGGAUAGUAAGAAAACCCGUGAGAACUUGACAGAGAAGCAACUCGAAGACUGGCAAGAGUUUGAGAAGAAAGCCAUGCGUCAUCUUUGCCGCAAUCAUGGUAUCUUAUUCACAACCAUCCCUUCGGCUCCCGAACCAAUUUUGAACAUCAAAAAAUUGCUCAUCCACUUCCGCGACCAAGACAAAACGCGGAAUGAAUUGAAUGUUCAAAAGGCGGUCGACGGCACAUGUUUUCAGAAGGAUCCUCACCCAAAGAUCAUGCUCGUUAUGGAUGCCGACAAGACUAUGACUGCCCAAGACACGGGGAAAAUGUUCUGGAAAGCGGUCUCAGAAUCCUCGAACUUGGUCGGCGAGAGCAACGCUUUGACUACGCUCUUCAGCAGUCUAUUGGAGUACUCAUAUAUAGCCUUUUGCCAAGCAUUGUUGCUCUACGAAGAGACAGCGAAUGACGAGGAAUACGAAAAUAUCUGUGAAGAGGUCGCCAAGAAGGUGACCAUGUACCCAGACUUUGUCAAGCUAUUGAAAUCCGUGGAGGACAAUCCCGCCGUUGGCGCAAUGAUCGUCACCAGUGGUCUCCUUCGUGUUUGGCAAUUGGUCCUCAAAGCCCACGGCGUUCAUGACGGAGUCAAAGUCAUCGGUGGAGGUCGACUUGCUGAUACAUUGAUCAUCACCCCUAAGAUCAAGGGUAAACUAACCACAUAUCUUCGAGAGCAUCAUUCGAUCUGUGUCUGGGCUUUUGGGGACAGUCCAGUAGACAUCAAAAUGCUAAAGAAAGCACACCAGGCUGUCAUAGUUGUUGGUGACAAGCAUUCUAGGAGCGCAAGUAUGGACGGAAAGCUCUCUGAGGCCUACGACCUUGGUCUUCGCGCAUGGCAGGUCUUGCUGCCGAAAGAUGCUCCUCCACGACUGGAUACGAACAAGCUUCCUCUUAUCAAUCUUAUUGGCACAGACUCCGUCGCGUCUAUCAUGGAAGCUCAGAAAACAGAGACUGGAAGAUUUCUAAAAAUCAUUCUUGCCGACAAAGAAAAGUUGGGUGCCUCACAAUUGCUAGCAUCAGCUAUGCGUGACUCAACAAUCGCUGGCAACAAUCUUAGGGAAGCGCAUCGUCGCGCUGGAUUCUACUUAGCGGUUGAACAUCUCACCACUGAAAUUGGCAUGGAGGAGCGUACGAUCAAGCACGUUCAGGGCAACGAAGUCAAAGGCUGUCAAUUGCUUCACGAGGAACGCACAACAAUCGUAGCCAUGAUGAGGGGAGGUGAACCCAUGGCUUUUGGUGUCAGUGAUGCUUUCCCUCUCGCCAUGUUCGUCCACGCCAAAGCCCCCGACGAUCUGAAGCUCCAUCACUUGAGGGGCCAAUCCACAGUCAUCCUCGUAGACUCUGUUGUCCACUCCGGCAGGUCAGUCAAAGAGUUUGUCGAACAUGUCCGCACGCUUCACGCUACCAUCCGUGUCUUCAUCGUGGCUGGUACUGUCCAAGCCAAAUGCAUCAAGGACGGCACACUUAAUAAAGACAUUGGAAAGUAUGCAGAUGUCAACUUGGUUGCACUACGGACCUCUGAUACCAGCUUUGUCGGUACCCGCACUAUUGACACUGGGAAUCGCCUUUUCAACACGACGCGCUUGCCCUAG
Messenger RNA from Bacidia gigantensis, 2088 nucleotides. RefSeq lists its product as uncharacterized. The record is from RefSeq and is a predicted model, not a curated record. Lineage: Eukaryota; Fungi; Ascomycota; Lecanoromycetes; Lecanorales; Ramalinaceae. Gene Ontology annotation, molecular function: magnesium ion binding. Gene Ontology annotation, cellular component: cytoplasm. The transcript has a single exon. Gene Ontology annotation, biological process: dephosphorylation; L-serine biosynthetic process. The coding region runs from base 1 to 2088 and encodes 695 amino acids.